Molecule: messenger RNA, 5629 nt
Organism: Hansenula anomala
Lineage: Eukaryota; Fungi; Ascomycota; Saccharomycetes; Phaffomycetales; Wickerhamomycetaceae
Gene: ATG2
Product: Atg2p
Exons: 1
Coding region: 227-5578 (1783 amino acids)
Biological process (GO): reticulophagy; autophagy of mitochondrion; piecemeal microautophagy of the nucleus
Cellular component (GO): extrinsic component of membrane; phagophore assembly site
Molecular function (GO): phosphatidylinositol-3-phosphate binding
Source: RefSeq, a predicted model, not a curated record
AUAGUGUGCCUUCAGUUUUCUCACGAGUAACAUAACAAUUCACAGUCUUUAUUGAAUCAGAACCUUCCACCACUAGUUGCCUGUUUGAAGCUCCUCAACGUCCAAAGAAUCAUUAUCAAUAUCCAAAAGUGGCGGGCUUAUUAUACAAGUUUUCUAUCAAACAACAAGGAACAAUAAGAAACAUUGACUAGAAACUGAUCCAAAUAGCAGAGGAUCAUCCGUGAAGAUGGCACCUCAAUGGAUGCCACAGAACCUACAGAAAAGGCUUCUUUUAUAUAUCCUUCAACAACUUUCAUUGUUUUCAGAAAUUGAUCUACCAAAUCUAGAUGUUUCACUUGGAUCAAGCUCUCAAGUCACAUUAAAGGAUGUUGAGAUUGAUCCAGAUGCUUUACAGCUCCCAGGAAUAUUUUUAAGAGAUGGUAAAGUCAGCAACUUGAAACUACAGCUAAAUAUGAGUGGCGGUGUUACUAUUGAAGGAGAUGGAUUAGAAUUAACCAUGGCGCUUGCCUCUCCAAAUUCAAGUAGCUUUGAAAACAGCAUCACAGAAAAGUCAAAGUUCUCACUAGCUCAAAGUACAAUAGAUUUAGCUGCAAGUGUCAUGAAUACAGGUAAUGAUGAAGAAGGCUUAGAAAGUUUACAUGAUUUUCAAACCCCAAACCAAAGCUUUCAUGAAAGUUCAAAUGACUCUGAUAAAGAUCAAACAAGUACGCUGAAUAAUGUUAUGGCAAAAGCAGUUGAGGCUGCGCUUGCAAGGCUACAGGUAACAUUGACAAAUAUAUCGGUGCGAUUAAUCAUGGAUCAAGCUACUAUUGAUUUGCUGGUGGAAAAAGUUACAUUUACUACAAAUGAUGGAGUAAGAAGUGUUGAUAUUUCAGACGUUACUGUGAUUGCAGUCAAACCAGUAAGUGGCCCUGGUGAGGACCAGGCAAAAGAAGAUUCACCUGCUGACAAGGAACAAACGACCAAGGAGGAUAGGUUUUCGACUUUACAUACAAGAAGAUCUAAAGAAGAUGAAGAAGAUGAUUAUGAAGAUAACGUCAGUGAUCAAAGUGAUAGUGAUGAAGAUGCUGAUAAUGAUGAGAUGAUGUCUUCGUCAAUUCUUGAGAGACCUGCAGACUUAAAUUCAAGCUUAGUAUAUUCAAAGGAGGAAGCUAGUUCAAUUUAUAUGAGUGCGACCUCAAAAGUUUUCACUCGCAGAAAUAAUGAUGACCAUGUCGCUAGAGUGAUGGCAAUAAACCAUAUCAAUGUUUUAUUUAGUGGCCUAUCAAAGCUAGAAGAUCUCACCAUUGAAGUUGAUGAGGUCAAAAUAGCAGCUACUCCAGUUCCAAAUACAUUACUAUAUGUGCUAGAAUCUUUGGCAAUACUAAACCUGAAAGAUACAAUUCAUAGACAUUCAAGUUUAAAUACAAAGUUGAGGCAAAAGAAAAAUAUUUCAGCUAAAGAUGUUGAAGAGUCCGCUAAAAAGCUUUUUGAAUCUAUAUCUGCCAAUACCAUUGAGAUUAGUCUUGUCUCAUCGUUGAUGGAGAAUGGUCAAUUUGCUAAGCCAGAGGAACUCAGAAUCAUCGGGAAAAACUUCACAUUGGAACAAAAAGAUUCUGAUUAUAUGUUUGGUAGCUUGAAUAAAUUAUCCAUGUUGAAUAAUAAAGAUGAUAUACUACUGCAAUUUGAUGAAGAUAAGACAAAGAAUGACAUAAGAUUCGAGUCCAAAGGUAAGACAAGUGAGCUUACUUUAUUACUUUCUAAGAAUUUGGAGAUAAGCUUAGAUCAAGAUACCAUUCAAAAAUUUAUCAACAUUACUUCAUUGUUACCACAAAUUUUGGACUCAUUGCACAAACUCAGCACAAGCAAACCAAUAAGGAAACCUUCUAAAAGUUCAGUGUUAUUUCAAAAUGCUUCAACAACAAUCAAUUUCAAAAUCAACGAGACCACUACAAUCAAUGCUUGUAUCUACCCAAUUUCUUAUGAUUCCACAAAGGGUUCCUUGUCGUUCAAUAAGGCAACUUUGUCAAGAAAUGACGUUCCAUUGGUUUCACUGUUCAAGUUUGAUGUUGAUAUAUUAGCAGCUGAGAAGCAAAUUAGAUCAUUUGAUAAUUCUGGCCACGAGAUUGUGCUCACAACACCUUGUUUUGUGAAAAUUGAUAGGAUAGAAUUGAAUCAUGAGUAUCCUGAUUUAAAAACCUCUUCGGAUUCGUUAACCGAACUACUGAAAGAGAUUUCAUUUCCUGUUGAAGAGAUCAGAUUUAAAGCAAGAAAGAAAACUAGGAUCUCAACAAAUGUCAUGUUUCAAUCAAGACAAUCAGUCAAACUCCAAGCUUCUAUCGGUGUGAUUUCUCUUGGGUUGAAAAACCUUCAUCCAAGAUUUGGUGAUGUUAGUGGCUUUCUAAAAAAUGUUACUUUGCUGAUUUAUAAAGAUAAUCAAGUUCAAUUACAUUCAAUGAAUGUUGAUUUGAAGAGAAUUUUUGGUUCAGUUAAAGAGGCUAUUGUCGAGCCAAUCAAUAUUGAAGAUCGAAGUGCUCCAAUAUUUUCAGCUAAAAUUAGAGAACCAAAAAACAUCAAUUUGUUUUUGAGAAAUUCAGUUGUUGAAUACUAUACCAAAUGGUUGUCCAUAUUUGAUGAUUCCGGGUUAAAAGAUGAUAGCUCUAUGAACAGCACUGAAAAUUUAAUACUUGGUCCUUCUCAAGAGAGCGAUGGUGGAUUAAAUGUUAAAAUGGACUUGGUUGAUUGUGCUAUUGGUUUAAAUCCGGGUCGAUUAUCAUCAAAGGCAAAUUUGGUUAUUCGCAAUGGUACUAUUGAUGUUAAACUUGAAAGAAACAUUAUAGUUAAGUCUCAAUUAAGAUCUGCUGUCUUGGUUCUAAUUGAUGAUACCAGGAAUAUCUUAUCAUUAGAAGAUGCCAAAAGAUGGAGAAACAUCAAUCGUAAACCAUCUUGGUCACAGGUUUCAUUUUUGAAUAGUAGAGGGUACUCAUCAGUAGCAAACAUCAAUUCGUUGCAUUUAGAGACUACAAUUAAAAAAGAUGGACGUGUGAAUGAAAAAGGAGGUUUGGAUAGUAUGAUUGAAAUGGAUAUUAAUGCUGAUUUAUUGGAUAUUGAAUUAUGUGCUGACUCAUCACAAUGCUUGGUUCAGUUGAUCAAUGAUUUAAAACAACCCGUUGCCAUCAAUAAUGAUUUGAAAUAUAGAUAUAAGGUCCCUGAUGAUCUGAAUGUAUUUGAUGAUAUUGAUAGUGAAACAUUUAAAUCAACCAUUGAUGACUUGAUUAGCCCUAUCAUUGGUGGAAGUGGCUCAAACUCCGAACCUUUAAACAUCGUUGAUAGUUACUAUGAUGAUAAUGAGACUGUUAAUAACGAUGAAUAUAGGGAAAGCUCAGCAAAGCUAUCCGGCUCUGAUAUUCUGGAUAAGUCUUUGGAUGAAUUGGCAAUUAAAGAUGAGACCUUGGGAAACAAUCCAUUUUUCACAGGUGAAAGUAAUACAGACGGAGCUGGUUCUUCAUCAAAUACUGAAAAUAAAUCAGAUAAUUCAGAUUCAAUUAUUCUGUUCAAUGAUGGUCACUUUGAGGAUAGCUUGGAUUAUAGUAUCAAUCCAAUAAAGACCAAAAACCAUCCAAUGUCAUUGUCUUUAUACGUCAAUCAAAUUUCACUAAAGAUUUAUGAUGGUUAUGAUUGGAAACAUACAAGAAAAACAAUCAAUAUUGCUGUAAAACGGUUAGAGAAGAAGGCUGCUGAGGAGAAAGAGAAAAGGGAAGAAUCCAAUGGUCGGCCAAGAAGGGCAUCAAGUUCAUCUAAUGGUGAAAGGAAUGAAGGUCAAGAUGAAAUUAUUGGAGAAACUUUAUUUGAUUCUAUUCAUGUUGCAUUCCCAAUAAAUUCAGAUCCAUCUAAAUUAACUGCAAAGAUCAAUCGUGAUCUUCAAAGCAAAGAACCAGAAAUUGAUGAUCAAGAAUCAAAUGGUAUUGAUGUUGGUAAGAAUAAUAUAAAGAAGCUAAAAUUACGUCGUUCAAAAUUCCACAAAAUUUUAAUCGAACUUCAUGAAGUUGAGGCCAAAUUUACCAUUGUUUCUAAUAAUGAUCCAGUUAGUUCAUCAAAACUAAAGAAUGACAGAGAUUACGAGCUUUUGAAUGAGAUUGAUUUGAAAGUCGCAGAUUUUGAAAUUAUUGACAAUGUUCCUACAUCAACUUGGAACAAAUUUGUCACGUCAAUGAAAGACACAGAGAGGGAAGUUGGUGCUUCCAUGUUGAGCAUGAAUAUUAAAACUAUCAGACCGGUGUUGACUUUGGCUGCCACUGAAUUGUUGAUGGAUGUUCAUGUUUUACCUUUGAGAUUACACGUUGACCAAGAUACUUUAGAAUUAUUUACAAGAUUUGGUGAAUUCAAAGAUGUUCGUUUCAAUUUGGUUGAUGAAUUUGAAGAUGUUAUUUUCAUUCAAAAAUUUCAAGUUAACGCGGUGCAUAUUAAACUUGAUUAUAAGCCAAAGAAAGUUGAUUAUGCUGGAUUAAGGUCUGGUCAUACCACUGAAUUUAUGAAUUUUUUCAUAUUGGACGAAGCUGACAUGAUAUUGAAAAAAGUUAAAUUGUAUGGUGUAUCAGGGUUUCCACGCCUUGGCACAAUGUUGAAUGGAGUAUGGAUGCCAGAUAUUAAAUCUACGCAAUUAAGUGGUGUUUUAGCUGGGUUAGCACCUGUUAGAUCUAUUGUUCAAAUUGGGUCUGGCUUCAAAGAUCUUGUUGUUGUUCCUGUUAAAGAAUACAAGAAAGAUGGUCGUGUUUAUCGAAGUUUUUCCAAAGGUGUUCAACAUUUCACCAAGAAUACCACCAAUGAAUUGUUAAAAUUUGGUGUUAAGAUAGCUGCUGGAACACAAACAUUACUAGAGCAUACAGAACAAGCAUUAGGUGGUAAUGGUGCCUCAUCAAGAGUUUCACAAGAGGUUGGUGUUCGUAAAAGAAGAACAACAUCAACAAAUGAUAUUAUUUAUGAAGAACAUGAAGAAGAUUACAAUUCAGAAGAUGAAGAUGAAGGUCCUGGUCAAAAGAAUGGAUUGCUAGCUUCCCAAUUGAUUGGAAGAAGUUCAUUAUCAACAACGCCAUUACAAAGAUCAAUUUAUCAACCAGCUUUAGAAUCAUUUGUCGAUUUGGAAAGAGACAAUGCUGCACGUUCAAGUAGUCGCCAUGGUGGAUCAUCUCCAAGGAAUGGCCAUAAAAGAGAUGUUUUAUAUGUUGCAACCAGCGAUUUUGAUCAAUUUGAAGAUGAUUCAGAAGAUGAAUCGCAAAGAACCAUCAGUCUUUAUGCUGAUCAACCAACGAAUUUGAAAGAAGGAUUUCAAUUAGCUUAUGAUAGUUUAGGUAGACAUUUAUUAGUUGCUAAGGAUGCUAUAAUUAAUGCCGGUACAGAGAUUGGAGAUAGUGGUAGUGCCCAAGACAGUACAUUAGCUGUUGUUAAAGCUACACCAGUUGCAUUAAUAAGACCAAUGAUUGGAGCUACUGAAGCUGUUUCCAAAGCUUUAUUAGGGGUAACUAAUCAAUUAGAUCCAGAACAAAGAAAAUAUAUUGAUGAUAAAUAUAAGAAUUUCAACAAAAAUAAUAAAAAAAGGUGAAUCAUAAUAUUGGAAGCAAUAAGUAUAUAAUUUUAAUGACAAUUAUGCAUG